This is a messenger RNA of Penicillium macrosclerotiorum, 624 nucleotides long. RefSeq names its product F-box domain protein. NCBI's taxonomy places the organism in Eukaryota, Fungi, Ascomycota, Eurotiomycetes, Eurotiales, Aspergillaceae. The transcript has a single exon. The record is from RefSeq and is a predicted model, not a curated record. Bases 1 to 624 code for a protein of 207 amino acids.
AUGGAUCUUUGCCUCACCGAUAGUUCAGCCGGGAAAUGGCCAUGCCGACUUCAUUCUAUGACGCUGGGCGGAACUCUGGACUCGGCUGUCGUGAAAACAUUCGAAUGGCCACCUGCAAUUGACCAAUUAAUUUUUCUCGGAUACGCGAGUCUCGAUCUUUCAGCCCUUAGGAUUGCUCUGUCCCAUCCGGUACUUUUUUCACAAAUAAGACGUCUCACGUUCCUUAUUAACAAACCUGGGAUGCUUGCGGAUGACAGUGGAUUGAAUAUUCUUUAUGAGUUGCCAAAUUUGGUAUACCUACGGAUACCGAUCGAUAUCUUCCUUAAUAUGGCGCACGAGGAUCUCCCACAUUGGAAUUCCGUGCCGCUGAAGGUCUUAGAGCUUGAGCAACACGUGGAACUCGAGGAAGACGAAUCGGAUGUAACAGAUAUACUUGGUCAACUGAGAACUAUUUUUUCCAACGUCUGGGCUUUAGGACUUACCCAGAACACAAUGCGGAUAUUUCGCCAGCGUGUUAAAGAGCUUGAAGAUGAGAUCUGGUCCCACAUCCCUGAUGACGAGGAGAUGUUGGCCGAGGGUCUCCGGGCUCUCGAAGGAGGUGACAUUGGGCUCUACAUUAUUUGA